GUAUAACUACAUAGAGGUAGGUAAGCAUAUGUACCUUCGAAUGGUCUCUUACAGUGGGCAUUUUUUUACUUCCAUGAUAUUGUACGUGUCAGACAACUCAACCUGUCUCGCUCGCUGCAUGGCCAUUGUUGCUCCUACGGUUUCCACUGGUGAAGCAAACCUGUACAAACGGGGAAAGAAGUACAUACGGAGGUGGGAAGGCCCUCGAGACACAGUUAACCGGACUGAUAAUUCCGCGGCGGACAGUUCGAGACAAGACACCGAACGUUGCUGUAAACACGGUCCAACAGAAGGAAGAGACGAACUGCCUGUGAAGGGGCGCACACCUCCUCAACAGAACAAACACGCCCUCGAAGAAAACAAGGAGAGAAUAACAAAAGAACAGAAACCAAGCCAACCCUCCCUCCCGGAUUCCGGAAAAGAGAAAGGAAUACUUGCUACGUAUACACACAACCAUCCUGACCAUGUCCUCCCACCUGCCACCCUCCGCGCCCGUGAUUUUUUCCCCCUCCGUUGCCCGCGCCGCCGCCUCCGCCGCCAAGGACUGGUCCUACGUCGACUCCUGGCUUCAUGCCAAAUAUGCCCCGCUACAUCUCAAAGUGCCAUCCUUCGAGCGAAACCCCGAAACGCUGAAGGCACUCCUCGCCCUAGCCACCGCCAACGAAGCUGCCGACGAUCCGCGCCAGCAGAUCGCCGACCUGGAAUCUGCCACUCAGGUGAAGCUGAACACCAGCAACGCCACAUCUCUGGACCGAACCGCUGCCCAAGCCCAAGACGACAUCACCCCCUCCUUUCCCUCUCCCUCAGCGUCACUAACGUACCAAGAAGCAAAACAAUCCAUCUUCUCCUUGCUCUCCGCCUCCCUUACACCUGCCGGCCAAGAAUCCCUAACCUCCCUCUCUCACCUCUCCCAAACCCUCUCCCUCCCAAUCCCCCAAGGCGACCCCAUCCACCUCGCAUCCUCUUUCCUCUCCCUAUCAACCGAGCUCAACAAUCUCGAACAGGCCCGACAGCGCCUGGAUCUGCUCAGCUCGCACAUCACCGGCGCCACAGCCUCCAUCGAGAAGCUACUCGUUCGGCUCCGUAGGCACCCCGGCUGCAGCCCAGCUGCGGGAUUGGCCAAGGAAAACCUGGAAGUGCAGCGACGCAUCAGAAUGUUGGCGGGACAGACAUUACCGCAGUUGAAGGAGAAGGUGGCGAACUUGGCGGAUGCUGUUGUUGGGGGUGAUGGUGGUGGUAGUGGUGGUGAGGAGGAGGGAAGAGGCAUGGUGACGGUUGAGCAAGUACGGAGGGAGCAGGAGGCUUAUUUGGAGUUAUUGAGGCGAAAGCACGAAUUGGACGUGAAGGUCCGGGCGUUUCAAGGGUUGCCGCCUGAUAUAGAGCAAGCGAGACGGGCAUUGGAGCUGCUGAGGGAGGGGUUGAGGUCAUUGACGAGCAGGAGGGAUGAGGCAUUCGAGGGAUUGGUCGAAGGGGGAUUAUCGCCGCAAAAAGAGACCGGCACUAAGGGAACGACGGGAAACUCGCGACAGCGACAGUAACCGCAGGAGAAUGGCAUGGUCU
Molecule: messenger RNA, 1560 nt
Organism: Neurospora hispaniola
Lineage: Eukaryota; Fungi; Ascomycota; Sordariomycetes; Sordariales; Sordariaceae
Exons: 1
Coding region: 465-1538 (357 amino acids)
Biological process (GO): spindle assembly
Cellular component (GO): cytosol; HAUS complex
Source: RefSeq, a predicted model, not a curated record